AUGGACACCGACCACCACCGCUACGCGAGCCUCCGCUACUUCGACGCGAUCGUCGCCAAGCCCGCGCGGGUCACGCUCAACCAGAGCCGCGCAAUCCUCGAAGGUACGAUCGGCGGCGUGAACGGCCGUCAAAGCUUGGUCGGGCUCACGGACCUCCACACGCCGUUGGGUACGUACCCGCGCGCAGUCGUCAAGCUGAGCGACGUCGAGUACGUGGACGUGACGCUGUCGCUGGCCGAGGCCGCGCGCCUGCUAGCGAUCGAUCGAUGAGCCUCGAGUUGCGAGCCAUCUCUCAUCAUUAUUAUCUUGGUCUAUCUAUACAUUACAGGCGGGCUCGCGUCUUCUCUUCCU
Molecule: messenger RNA, 351 nt
Organism: Saprolegnia parasitica CBS 223.65
Lineage: Eukaryota; Oomycota; Saprolegniomycetes; Saprolegniales; Saprolegniaceae
Exons: 2
Coding region: 1-270 (89 amino acids)
Cellular component (GO): SMN-Sm protein complex
Source: RefSeq, a predicted model, not a curated record